AUGGAGUUUGUGGGUGCGAUCGGAGAGCUCAAGGCCCUCCCGGAGAGUACCCAUCUCCUUUGCCCGCGCAAGAGCGACGAAGACUACGGACGCUACGAUGAACCAGACAAGACGGACGAGUCAGGAAGAAGUUUCCGAGAGCUAUUGGCGGAGGCAACGGCUCGGAAGGAGAAGUUCCUUUCCUGCAUGCGUAUCCUGGCCUACAACGCGGAUGGCGUGGAGGAGCUCCAGACCUGGGUGUUAAGCAAGCUGGACGAGACGCUGGAGAAAUGUGAUCUCUGUAUCAAGCACUACUACACCGGCAAGCUCUGGCUCAUGGACCAGCUCAAGGAGGAGGACUACCAGGAAGAAGAUAUCGAGACUUUUGCACAGCGUAUCGAUGAAUGGGAUAUCAAGCGCAUCACCCGCAACUUGACGACGGCCACGGCUCAGCUGCGAGCGGCACGGCCGGAGGAAAUUGGUCUAGCGAUUUUGGAGCGAGCGGCACUGCUGUCCAUCUUCGAGACGUUGAGCUGUGAGGCCAUGCUGCGCAACGAGGAUCUUCUCAAGCAAUACUUCGACGAGCCAUUCGGCCUCAUCCAGACCCGUCGGACCUUGAAAAUCUCCGAUUAUAUCCCCGCCGUCACUCGGUUCUUGUUCGACCCCAACCAGACCCGCCACAUAUGGGCCAUCCACGCAUGGAUUCGCUACACUCGACCCCCCACCACGCUGGAGUUCGACUGGGCUCUGAGGGAUGGACUUCUGAGCGCUCUGCGCUCUGCCUCGCAGUUGAACCCACCCCAGGUCGGUGUUAUCCAGCGACUGUGGCGUGGUAUGCAUGUUAUCGUCAAGAAAUUGGACAAAGAGCAGAUCACGCACCAGCUCCGUGCCCUGGAAAUCGACCCUCUACGUCUGUCGGUGGACCAUCUCGGCUUGCCCAUGCCUGCCCUGCGAUUCCUUCUGAACACGAUCCAGACCUUUCUCGAAAAGGCCCCCGCCGACUUCUGGGACGCCAUGCAGACCAUUUCGCCGCAGGCAAUAAUGGAGCAGGCUUUUCACAACCCCCAAUACGAAACCUUUCUCAUGCAGCUCACCGAGGGCGAGCCAUAUGAAAAAUCUGCCAUGAAGGAAAUGCUGUCCUGGGUCACUCCGUUUCUGAUGUCGCUUAAAGGCGCUGCCCAGCCAUCGGCAUGUCGAUUCCUCGCAUCGCAGCUGCUGGGCCGUUUCCAGAACGAGAAGUACCCCAAUCUCUCCCGCUACCAUUGUUUCCACAUUGGCCUAAACAGCCUUCUUCAUACCCUUCGCCGCUUCACCGACCACGAGGCUUCGCGAGGGUCGGUUGAACGCAUCGUGUUGGCCGAGACGAUGGGGGUGGUCAGUGACAAUAUCACCCACAUCCUUGACCCUCCGAUCUUUGCCAUUGAGGCGAGUCGUCAACAGGAGAUCGGGUCGUUGUGUAUGGAUGUCGUGCGCAACACCCUGGCGUUGGAAUGCCAGUCGCUGAAGAGCGAUUACGAGGUCAUCCUGAAACACAACACCCUGUCGCACGGAGUGUCGACGUAUUCUGCGCCCAUCUGGGAUGCGGUCAUCAAACAUCUUCACCAGGAUAACCUCGCCCUCUCAACGGCCGCACUUUUGGGCAUUCUCCCGCUUGUCGGCCUGGAGAAGUUCCCGACCAAAGGCGGAGACAAUCCGGAAAAGACGCAUUUCAACAUGAUUUAUGGACACCUCACCCAUCUCUCCUGCCAGAUCAUCGAACGUCUGGCAGAUUUCCGCCCCGAGCAUCUGGAUACCUUAUUCCGUAGUCAGGAUACCAGUAGCGCCCUAAUCUCGACCCUGUUCGCCGCAGACCUCAACACCUAUCAAGCCGCCAUAGACCUCAUCAAAAACGUCAGCGGCCAGUCUGCGCGCCGGGAUGCCAUAUCCCACCUCCUGCAAUCCUUCUUCACUACAACGAUGUAUGGCUUGAGCUGGUCAUUUCGCCGGAUAUCAAAUAUGAAGACCUUCGCGCCCGCGCCACGGAUGCUGCAUACGGGAACAGACAUCGUGGAGAUUCUCUGUGAUAGUCAGACUGGUAUGCUGCGUACGCGCACUCUGGCCGACCGCCGCGAGGUUCUAUCUAUCCAGAAAUUGUGGGAGUACCUAUGGCAGGCCCUGACUACGAUCUUCGAUGAGACUGAGGCUUGGCAUCUGCGUGGCAACGACAAGUCGGUGAUGCUGGAGUUCUGUCGAGACACGAUCCAGUUUGCCGAUUUCCUCUUUGGCCAAUAUGGUGUUUUUCUGGGUGCCGUGGGGGACGCAAGUACAGGGCAGAACGAGAACUUCCUCAAGUCGCCAACAACAACAAUGAGUGCGAUGGUGAAGUGGCUGCGAUUGAAGGACGAGUAUCUGGCAACAACGUUGGUGGGGUUGGUCGCUAAGCUAUUGAGACGACUUGGGGCAUUGAAUGUCACCACCGUGAAGCAAGAUGCAUUGAGCUUUAUUGAGGGCGUCGCAGUGAAUGGGACAAUCAAGACAAUCCUCACCCCACGCGAAAAGGCUGAAUUGGUACGCGCUCUCGAGGCUUACUACAAAAAACCCGUCGUCACAGCUUCCACUGCUGCUUUCAAGAAGCAGAGCUCGAUUACUGCGUUUGCCAAACCCGGCGUCUCGAGUCCUUCCACCCGAGUCACCAGCGAUGACGACUUUGAGGAUGUGCCAGAUGAAGAUCUGCUUGCCCUUUCUCGCUCAGUUGAACUCAACAAGGAGCGCCUCGCUGGCCAGGCCCAGCGCAAAGCCGAAAAGUCCUCUUCCAAGGCGGCUGUGGCUGUCAAGCCGCCACACUCUACGCUCACCAAGACCCUGGUCACCCCUCGGCUCAAAGACGAUGCCAGCAACGUCCUGUCAUUCCGUGAGAAGCGCGAGCGCGAGAAAGAGGCCAAGAAGAAACGCGACUUGGCUGAACUCGCCCGCCUCAAGAAGAACAUGCCUGCUCGUGGGGUGGCAGAACAGACGGCUGAGCAGGGCUCCGGCCUCAAAGGUAUUGGUAUCAAGGGUAAAGACCAUACUAUCCCGGCGGAGAGUAUGAUGGUUUCGUCUGGUUCUGAUACAGAUUCCGAGAGUGAAGACGAAAUAGACAAGGAGCUAUUCGGCGCCAAACCCAAGAAACCAGACGCAGUGGCGGAAUAUGAGCAGAGCAAGAAACAAUCCCUGCAGCAGCAGCCGAUCAAGAAGGCAAAGCGCCACCGAUCCAUGAAGGAUAUGCGUGCCCGUCUGACCCCGGAUCUCUCUUCUUUGCACCACUCUAUCCUUUCCUGGGACUUCUUUUCAACUGGUGAUCUCCCUCCCACAUCGGAUCGCACCGACUACUCCCUGGUUUCCAAUUCCUUCCGUUCCUCCACGGACUAUCAGAAAACCUUUGAACCCCUCUUGAUCCUCGAAGCCUGGCAAGGUUUCCAGCAGGCCAAGGAAGAAGCCCAGUUCCGCCCCUUCGAGGUCAAGGUCAUGUCUCGCUUGACGGUUGACUCGUGGAUCGAAGUCAGCACCCAACCCCUCGGUCUACCACCCAAGGAUUUCAGCUUGGGAGAAGGCGACCUUAUCAUGUUUUCCAACUCGUCCAGUAUCUCCCCAGAAGCGAAGGUGCCUCAUGUGCUGGCGCGUGUCUGCGGUGUCAAUAGGAAAAACGGCAAGCUGGAGGUUACAUACCGCAUGAAUCCUUCUCAGAACAAGUUUCUCAGUACGUUUGCAACGGGCGCCACGGCCUGGGCAGUGAAAGUCACGUCGUUGACUCCAGUCGACCGCGAAUAUGGUGCCCUGAUGGCACUUCAGUUCUACGAUUUGUGCGAUGAAAUCGUCACGGCUAAGCCAUCGCCUAUUCUCACAUACUCCGACGCGAGACUGCAGCCCAUUAUGGACAACUACACCAUCAAUCGUGCCCAAGCCAGGGCAAUCAAGUCAGCCGUGGACAACGAUGCAUUCACCCUUAUCCAAGGUCCUCCCGGUUCCGGAAAGACCAAGACCAUUGUCGCCCUUGUGGGAUGUCUCUUGAGCAAUGUUUUGGGUAAAGGUGGGACAACGAUUGAGCCGGCAUACAAUACCGCGCCGGCAGCAAGAGCCGCGACUUCUAAGAAGCUGUUGAUCUGUGCUCCCAGCAAUGCUGCGGUCGAUGAACUGGUGAUGCGAAUGAAGGAAGGUGUCAAGACAAUUACCGGUCGCAACGAGAAACUUUCAGUCAUCCGUCUGGGGCGAAGUGAUGCGAUUAAUGCCAAAGUGCUGGACGUGACUCUGGACGAGAUGGUCAACGCUCGUCUGAGCAAGGAUUCAACCUCGGGCGGCGGAACCGACAUGCAGAAGCUAUACGAAGAGCACAAGACAACGGAUACCUCAUUCAAGGAAAUCCGUGGUCGUCUUGACGAGUGCCGCGCGAAGGGACUGCCUCCACCAGAGGAACUUGAGCGGGAGUUUGAAUUGAUGAAGAAGAAGCGAUCGCAAUUGAGUACGGCUAUUGACAAGGCUCGCGAUCAGAAUCAUACCUUGGCACGUAAUGCCGAUAUGAACAAGCGGCGCAUCCAGCAAGAGAUCAUCAACGGUGCCAAUGUUAUCUGCACAACCCUCAGUGGUUCGGGGCAUGAGAUCUUCCAGAACAUGAAUGUCGAAUUCGAAACCGUGAUCAUCGACGAGGCCGCCCAGUGUAUUGAACUGAGCGCCCUCAUUCCGCUUAAAUACGGCUGCUCGAAGUGUGUGCUCGUGGGUGACCCUAAGCAACUGCCUCCGACCGUCCUGUCGAAGAUGGCGUCGAAAUUCCAGUACGAGCAAAGCUUGUUCGUGCGGAUGCAGAAGAACUACCCACGGGAUGUGCACUUGCUGGAUGUCCAGUACCGUAUGCAUCCAGACAUUAGCCGCUUCCCCAGCUUGACCUUUUACGACGGCAAGCUCCAGGAUGGACCGGAUAUGGCGAAACUUCGCACUCGCCCUUGGCAUCAGAGCGAACUUCUGAGCCCGUAUCGGUUCUUCGACGUUCAGGGCAUGCACCAGAGUGCCACCAAAGGUCACUCCCUGAUCAACUACGCGGAACUUCAAGUGGCCAUGCAGCUUUACGAUCGUCUGAUCACGGAUGUCAAAGAUUACGACUUUGCAGGCAAGAUCGGCAUUAUCACGCCUUAUAAGGGCCAGCUGAGGGAGAUGAAGAUGCAAUUUACGGCUCGAUAUGGCGAGGAUAUUCUCAAGACGGUUGAUUUCAACACGACGGAUGCUUUCCAAGGUAGGGAGAGUGAAGUCAUCAUCUUCUCCUGUGUGCGCGCAUCGAAUAAGGGUAUCGGUUUCUUGGCGGAUAUUCGUCGUAUGAACGUCGGGCUUACUCGUGCCAAAUCGUCGCUAUGGGUUCUGGGCAACUCUCGGUCUCUGGCACAGGGCGAGUUCUGGAAUGGUCUGAUCCGCAACGCUCGCGAGAGGAAUGUCUAUACCGAAGGCAAUAUCAUCCGGGCCCUCGAGAAACCGCAGUUCACAGGCUACAAGGACGUUGAAAUGGCGGAUGUUGAUGCACCCGAGGUCGCACCAGUGUCUCGACCGUCGUCUGUGUCGAUGGAAAACAUGUCAGACUCUCGCUCGGUCUCGGUCUCUGUCUCGGCACGCAGCACUCCAGCUCCACUUGUCGACGGCCCAUCUGGAGGACCGUCGGGUCUGGACGAGAGAAAGAACUGUGGUAUAUGCGGAAGCCCUGAUCAUUUCACCUCGAACUGCGAUAAUGUGGAUGCCAAAGAAGGCACCCAUGGCAACUGCUACCGUUGUGGACAGCCUGGACACACCCGACUGUUUUGCAAGGCCGAACGCUGUCUCGAAUGCGGCGAAUGCGGACACUCGUCGCGCAAAUGCACAUCCACCAAAACCCUCUCCAAGCAAGAGAAGAAUCGCAUUGUCCGCGAAGAGCAGAACCGCCGAGAACUCCAAAAGAAGAACGCCGAGCGCCGGGAACUCAAGUAUCAGGCCAAACAUGAUCCCAAGGUACCGGUCGUCCAGACCACCACGCGCUCUCCGCCCCAUGGACCGAACAAAUCGGACGAGACCAAUCCUGGCUCCAAGCGCAAGCGUACCGACACUCCCCCGACUGCGUCCAAGGCAUCGCGGCCUCGCACCCUCGGCCCGUCAGGACCAUCGGGCCCGCCACCGAACGCCCCGAAGGGCCUGCGAGGCAAACUCGACGCCAAUGCCCCCCCGCCGGGAGGAUUGGUCAAACCCUCUCGCGAUGGGCCGGCCUAUGCUCCCAUGGAGAAGCAGCCGCCCACUGGGCCCCGCGCGGAGCAGACUUCCCAGCCCCCACCCAGGCCCCGCCCCCCGGUGAUGCGCAAAAGGAAGGAAGUCGAUCCGUUCAUCCGUCCGAAGCGUCGCUAA
Penicillium lagena is the source of this 6345-nucleotide messenger RNA. RefSeq names its product putative tRNA-splicing endonuclease. Gene Ontology annotation, cellular component: nuclear body. The record is from RefSeq and is a predicted model, not a curated record. Gene Ontology annotation, molecular function: zinc ion binding; helicase activity; transcription termination site sequence-specific DNA binding. The transcript is spliced from 4 exons. Gene Ontology annotation, biological process: termination of RNA polymerase II transcription. The coding region runs from base 1 to 6345 and encodes 2114 amino acids. Lineage: Eukaryota; Fungi; Ascomycota; Eurotiomycetes; Eurotiales; Aspergillaceae.